This is a messenger RNA of Sander lucioperca (pikeperch), 1218 nucleotides long. It is a transcript of the gene pthlha, whose product is annotated as parathyroid hormone-like hormone a. The record is from RefSeq and is a predicted model, not a curated record. The transcript has 4 exons. Gene Ontology annotation, molecular function: hormone activity; peptide hormone receptor binding. The coding region runs from base 393 to 1019 and encodes 208 amino acids. Gene Ontology annotation, cellular component: extracellular region. NCBI's taxonomy places the organism in Eukaryota, Metazoa, Chordata, Actinopteri, Perciformes, Percidae. Gene Ontology annotation, biological process: adenylate cyclase-activating G protein-coupled receptor signaling pathway; regulation of chondrocyte differentiation; bone mineralization.
CAGGCAGCAUGCAGCAAACCUUCCCAUCAGAGCGUCCCGCAGCAGCCGCAGCCUCCGCUUGUCCCACCGCUGCCUGCCUGCCUGCCCGGCCAUCCCUCUAACUAACACUCACCUGGGGGGCGCACUGCACUGCUGCCGCUGGACUUUCUGUAAACUGAGGAACAUACAUGAAAAACUGAAGCUCUCAACUGGAUUUUUGGCUUGUGGAGAGGAUUUUUUCUUCUUCCUUUCCCUCUCCCGAGGUGUCAUCACCUGGAUUGUUUGUGUCUCAUUUUUUUUCAUUUUGUGGCCAGGAAAGUUUGAGAAAAGAAAAAAGGACAUAAGUGAAUUAUUUUUUCUUUCUUUUCCUUUUUUUCCGUGUGGGACAGACAGACGCUGUUGUGGGAAACGAGAUGUUCUGCUCCAGGAGAGUCCUGCAGCAGUGGUGCUUCGCUCUGUUCCUGCUCUGCUCUCCGGUGCCGCACUACGGCCGGCCCAUCGAUGCCCUCAGCAACAGAAUAAAGCGGUCUGUGACUCACGCCCAGCUGAUGCACGACAAAGGCAGGACGCUGCAGGACUUUAAGCGCCGCAUGUGGCUCCAAGAGCUUCUGGAUGAAGUCCACACGGCAGAGAUCCGCGACCUGCCGGCCCAGAGCGCCGUUGGUGUCGGAGGAGGAAGCAGCGGCGCCGGCACAGGCGUCGGGCUGCCGGCCGGCGGCAUCAACCUGAGCACCACCGGCAGCACUUUGCACUCCAAACCGCCCGGCGGGACCAAGAACCUCCCCGUCAGCUUCCGGCCGGAGGAAGAGGAGGGAACCAACCUGCCGCAGGAGACCAACAAGUCUCAGACGUACAAGGACGGCGCGCUGAAGGCGCCGGGGAAGAAGAAGAAGAAAGGGCGGGCCGGGAAGCGGCGCGAGGGCGAGAAGAGGAAGAGGAGGGCACGCUCGCUGGCGUGGCGGCUGGACGACGAAGCCGGGAGCGGACUCCGCCUGGAGUGGAGGUCUCUGCUCGGCCUGCGGAGGGCGCUGCUGUACUAACGCUGUCAGUCUCUGACAAAGAAACCUUCGGACAGUUGGAGUGGACUCCUAAACGCUCACGUUACAGUCUUCUGUAACCGGGAUUGUUUGGACAGAAAGUGGAAAAUAUUUAUUGUCUGUAAAUAUUCUAAAUAUAGCAGAAUAGAUAGCACAAUAUGAUAAUUAAAAAAAAACUUAUUUGAUGCCCUGUGAGGCAACA